Molecule: messenger RNA, 8608 nt
Organism: Schistocerca gregaria
Lineage: Eukaryota; Metazoa; Arthropoda; Insecta; Orthoptera; Acrididae
Product: trithorax group protein osa-like
Exons: 4
Coding region: 1521-4910 (1129 amino acids)
Biological process (GO): regulation of transcription by RNA polymerase II
Molecular function (GO): DNA-binding transcription factor activity; RNA polymerase II cis-regulatory region sequence-specific DNA binding
Source: RefSeq, a predicted model, not a curated record
UAUUAAGGGACUCUCUGGCGACAGUGUUUUGUUCCGAACAAUCGCACGAGCUGUUCGCCCACAACUUUUUUUUGCAAGACUUUUCUCGCUUGUAUUUUUAACGCGGCAGAGGUAUACUGCAGUUUUCGGACAAAAUGCGAGAUAACUUCGUCGUUGCGAGCGCGCAGUGAAUACUACCGCGAUCUCGGGGCAGUGCACUGAUGGACAGCGCCGCAGGAAGAGAAGUCUGUGUUGUGCGCGAUAGUGAAAUUUUCUAGUGCCAUUUACGACAGUAACUGAGCGGAUGGUGACUUAAAUGAAACAUUUCCGCUCUCUGUAUCUGUGUGGAGUGGCCGUUCUUCUGACGAGUGGCGCGUCUUCAUUUACGCCAGAGAUGCUCGACGAAUUUGGCCAAAAGAACUCGUGCAGCCGUAACCUGCGCCCGCGCUGUGUGUGUAACGAGAUGACGACGAGCGCCCUUUUAAAGCAGUGCCGCUUAAAGACGAGCGUAUCGGCGCCCGAAAACAAAAGCUAAAUAGUCGGCUCGGAGGAAAAAUAAGGAGCUAGAUAGGCGAAAAAGAGAAAAGGAGAAAGAACUGUGUUAAAAAAAAUAAAAGACCCGUCAGGCAGCAGCAGCUCGUAUUCAUUUCUUUCGUCGGCCUGUUUUACGAUUCUUUUGUCUUGCUUGAACAGACGAGAAACGGCAGGCGCUGCUCAGAAAAGAAGAAGUAGAAGAAGACAGCACGCGCAGGGGGGGAAUAGGGAGAAGAAAAAAAAAAAUAUUUCGCGCCGGCGAUUGGAGAGAGUGUCGGGAGGGGGGAGAGAAGACGACUGGAAAACAAAAGAGAGGCGCCCAGCGCGGUCCAGCAUUCUUUUGUUUGGCGGGCUCACGUGCGCGCGCGGGACGGAUUUUCUGGGGAGAAACGAAAAAAAGGAAGAGCAGCGGGAAAGAGAAAGGAGGAGGCGGAGGCAGAGCUGAGAGCGCCUGACCUUCUGUGGUCGCGAAUCGCUAGUGUGCGUCCGCGAGGCCCGACCACGUGUGCUGCGCGCCGCCGGCUGCUAUCAUUGCGCGAGCGGCGACCGACGCCAAGAUUGUGAAGAUAGUGCGGCCGGAGAUCAGCCAUGAAGGCCAGCGGACCGGCGACACGGCGCGCCACCAGCUGAAUGGAGACCGCAGCCGUCGCCGGGCGCAAAAACUGUGACGACACGGGAGCCGGAGCUGGCGCACCCCGGUCCGGAGUCGCGAGAGCCCCGCGCAGCUGCCGCAGCUGCGCCGCCUGACGAAGCGUGCCGGCCAUGAGGCGCGCCGCCCGCAGGACGUCACUGCGCCGCAGGGAGCGAGUGCCCUAGUGCGACGAGCAUGAAGCGCAGAAAGACCAGUCGCCACUGACUUUCUUUUACUUUUUUUAGUUCGCUGGGCACACUUAGUGCCGGGCGUUUUUCGUUUGCCCCCUUUUGCCCCGUUUUAGUUCGACUCUUGUGUUGGGGAGUGGUCGCCGUUUGCCCGCGGCAGUGUAGCGCAGCCCGGCGAGCUCGCGGCUAUGGCGGCGCACGGCGCGGCCACGGCGUCCGCAGGCGGCCCGGCCAACCACUGCAAGGACUGCGGCCUCUACUUCGACAGCGUCAAGUCGCUGGACGUCCACCUCCACUACCACAAGGAGAACCUGCUCAGCAAGUGGGCCACGACGGCCGCCGCCGCCGCCAGGGGCGUGCCCGCGGCCGCGGCCGGGGGCGCCGAGGAGGCCAACAACAACCACAACCACAGCCACCACCACCACCACGCCGGCACCGCGGCCAGCAGCCGGCGGCGGAGGCCCGCGCAGCAGCAGCAGCAGUCGCCGCCGGAGGACAGCAAGGGAUCUCCCGGGCCCGGGCCCCCGAGGCCGCCCUCCGGGGGCUACUACGCACAGCAGGGCGCGCCUUCGCCCUUCGAGCCCUCGGCGACCUCUCAGUUCGGUUUCGUGCCCGCGCAGUCGCCGUCCUCGGUCGGCGCAGCCUUCCACCCGGCUCUGCACCCCGCCUUCUCUGGCGGCAGCGGAUCCCUGUUCCCCGGGGUGCCUCACCAGCAGGUGCAGCAGGACGGCCCCCUCUACCACCACCAGCUGCAACUCCAGCACCACCACCAAGCUUCCCCGGGUCCGGACCACUUCGUGCCGGGCGGCGGAGACGUGGGCGUGUCGUCGUCGACUGCUCCGUCCGGCCCCGGACUGCGCUUCCACCCGUACCGCCAGCAGGCGGGCACGCCCCCGGCCCCGGCGAGGCCGCCGCCGCCCUCGUCGCCGGCGCAGUGCGAGCGCUGCGGCCACGUGUGCGAGAGCGACCGCGCCCUGGCCGACCACGUGGCCUCGGCGCACCCGCCCACGCCGUCCGUGGCCGCUCCCGCGCUGCCCGCCAACGGCGGUCCCGCCUCCGCGUCGUCGGCGUCGGCGUCGCCGGCGCCGCAGCCUUCGCCUACCGACGUGGAGCGGCGCGCUCGUGAGGCGUCGCCGAGGCCCGCCAAGACGGAGGAGGAGGCCACGGCGGAGAUCCUCGACCUGGACUCUCACAAGGUGCAUGUGUACGAGGGAGACGCUCCCCACGGGGUUCACGGGCUGCACCCCGGCCCCCUGUGGGGUGGUGCGCACCACACGCAGCUGCUGCACCAUGCGCCGCACCAGCACCACCACCAGCACCACCAUCAACAGCAGCAGUUGGUGACGAUGGACGCGCACGGCCACGGCCACCCGCAGUUCCCACUGCAGCAGCAGCCGCAGCUCACCUUCUUCCAGCCGCACCACUACCUCGAGCUGCAGCAGCACCAGCACCAAGCACAGCACCAGCUGGCACACCACCAGCAGCUCUUCCAGCAGCCUCACCAGCCAUCCCCGGGGAGCCCCCUGGGGGCAGUUCCGCCCGCCUCCCAUGGGGCACCUACACCCCCGGCAGCUGCUGCCGCCUCUUCCCCUGCGGCGGCCUCCGGCAGUUGGAAGGCGAAUGAGCUGCGCCGCCCUAAGACGUACAACUGCUCAGCGUGCAACAAGUGGUUCACCAGUUCGGGACACCUCAAGCGCCACUACAACACCACGCUGCAUAAGAAUGCUGUCAAGCAGAGUGGGCAGCCAGAUCCUGCAACAGCUUCUGGUACAACCAACCACCGCUCGGCUGCGUCCUCUCCGGCAUCUGCCCCCAGCCCCGGAGGUGGUGACGAUUCCUUUGGCAGCAGCAGUGGUGGCGGGCGCAUCACACCCCAGCAGCAGCAGCCACCACCGGCUCCAGCAUUAGCUCAGGUGUCACCUCUUCAACAGCAACAGCAGGCACCACCCCCUCAACUACUAGGACAACCACCCCCAGUGGCUGGUGGAGGGGCGGGUCUUACACUCUUCCCACACCAGUUGCAUACCUUCCAGCAACAACAACAGCAGCAGCAACAACAGCAACAACAACAACAACAGCAGCAGCAAUCGCAACAGCAAGUGGUGCCGGGGCUAGGAACGGAUCAGUUCUACAAACCCCACAGCAAUGGCUGUGGACUCGACAUAGCUCAGCAUUCCCAACAACAGACACAACAGCAGCUGUACCAGCAACAGCAGCAGCACCUUCUUCAGCAACAGCUGUACCCCCAUCUGGCACAGCAUCACCCAAACGCGAACACCCCCCACGUUUCUUCGAGCCCGAGCGCCGCCGGACCAGUGCCGACGCUGAUCCCGCUGGCUCGGGGGCAGAGCCUGGCUUCUUCAGGCCUCCCUUCUGGUAGCAGUGACCUGGAAGGCCUGCGGCAGUACCACCCCUUUGAUGGGUUGUUCUCACUGCCUGGCUUUGCACAGCUUCACCACCAGCCUACAUCCUUCGGGCAGCUGGUAGGAGCUGAAGGGAACGUGGGGGGGACCGAAACCACCACCGUUACUGCCAGUGCCGACGACAUCGGUGCUGACAUCGAUGGCGAUGACGGCGACUUAGACAACUCGACUGCAGGGAAGGUCAGUGCCUCCUUCUCUGGCAUCACAUCUAGUGGGUGCCAGCUGGACCUGCUCGAGACACCGUACGACGAGCACAAGUAUGUCACAGACGCGAUAGUUCCUGACCUGGGCAGUGAGAUAAAGUUCGAGUCUGAGGAAGUGACAAGCCCUCUGGAACUACCUCGGGGAGAUUUCAACCUAAAGGAGGAGUUGGGUUAUGAGCAAGAGGGGAGAAGCCCUGCAGAACUUCCUCAGGUGGGGUUCAACCUCAAGCAGGAGUUAGGCUGUGAUCUACCGUCACCGGUACAGACUCCUUGUUCUACUGUGGAAGAAGCAGACAGCCAACAGUUGGAGCCACAGCCACUACUCCUGAUGCUGACAGCCGCACCUUCUGUGGCAGCACUGGAAGCCGUCGAUGAUGGAAACCCGAUCAGUGUCCCGACGCCACCCCUGGCGAGGAACACACCGCCGAGACAGCGGCAGCCCGAAACGGUCAGUGGCACGGCUGACUCCACGACACCACCUGCACUGGACUCUUCUGCUCGCAGCAGUGCUUCGGGGUCCUUUGCCCACUCCACAGUAUCGGGUGGCCCUCAGCACAAGUGUUUCGAAUGUCGUAAGGUUUUCAACAAGGCGUGCUACCUCACCCAGCACAACAAGUCGUUUCACUCGGGUCACAAGCCUUUCAAGUGCAAUCGGUGUGGCAAGCGCUUUGCCACAGAUGACCUGUACCAAGGGCACUGUUCCAAGCAUGCUGGGGAUAAACCGUACAAGUGUGAAUUGUGCCCGAAGCAGUUUAAUCACAAGACUGACCUGCGCCGCCACAUGUGCAUCCACACAGGUGACAAGCCGUAUGCGUGCCACGUGUGCGGAAAGGGCUUUAUCCGCAAGGACCACAUGCUCAAGCACUGUGAGACACACUGGCGCAGAGUCCCCGGAGCAGCUCAAGGUGUGUCUCCACGGCGCUAUGGUCAGGUUGUGGUUGCAGCACAAUAAAUGUGAAGAGCCGACACCCGAGCUUAGACUAAAUUUACCUGGGACUACAGGUAUCUGACAUUUGGUGUAUGAUGAGGGCUGUCUGCCUCUGACCCCACAAUAUUUGGGAGAUAGAUUACCUUGAACACAAAGGUAUUCUGAAGCUUUUAAAAUGUAUGAAAGUGCAUUAAAGUCUUGGACAUUGUAAAUUAGCUUGAGUCCAUAAUCGACAACAUGCAUCCUGCAUAAUAAUGGCUUUGUCUACAUAGAUUGCAAGACUGUUGCAAAAAUCCUGCUGUAUCAGAUGUGCAAAAGUAUAAAACUGCAUAAGUGUUUUUUCUCUCUCUGAUGGAACAGCAUCUACUUUGAUAUGUGAGGAGAUAUAUCCUUCUAGUAACUUUACUGCCUGUAGGGCUCUUAUGUCUGAGGGAGAUUCUGCACACUGGACUGUUCCACUUAAGCAUGGACAAGGUUAUAUUUAAACUCUAGAUUUUGAUCUGGCUUGCUCACAAGCCAGUGUGUUCCUUGCUUCAUGAGGAGUUACAUACUGACAACAGCAUAUUCUGCUCGCUGUGGAUAAAUUGAUUUCACCUCAUCUGUUCAGCCGAUACAAUUGUAAAUAGUGUCUGCUACUCGGGUGGGACAUUGCGUACCUCAGUUUGUAUGUUCUAUGCUGUAAAUUGAGAGAAAACACCUGUCAGGUAUGUGGUUAAUCCCCCAGUGGCAUCAUACAUUGUGAACAUACCGUUUUUCUUGCUCAACUAGGAAUGUGUAUUACUCUGUAUCUUGAAGGCAGUUGUGAAAUAAGUCAAAUGGAUACAAAAGUGAUGACUGACAAACAAUAUUGCUGGUGCCCUUUCCAUUCUGAUAAAAUCUUUGUGUGUGUGUGUGUGUGUGUGUGUGUGUGUGUGUGUGUGUGUGUGUGUGUGUGUGUGUGUGUGUGUGUGUGUGUGUGUGUGUGUGCGCGCGCGCGUGUGCGUAAGCAUGCGAUCGGUGACAGAUUAUUUUGUGAUGCAACCAGACGUGUCGAGGACAGAAUCUUGACUUAGACUAUGAACUUGUGCAAAUGUGAGAACUAUAUGAAGUAAUGGUAACUCUAUAGUGAGUUUUCUAUUGUUCCUGUACAUGAGAUUUUCCUAAUAAGUAUAAGGAGUUCAGGCAGAAAACACACUUUACCAGCUUGUUUUAAAGCUAACUUCUGACUCUAUGCUUUUUUAAAGAAAUAACAGUAGGUGUAUACAUUCCACCUGUACAAAUUUUUCCUUUGUUGUUAAGAAUUGUGUGAAAUAAUUUUAUUACUAUUAUUCUGUUGCUAUGGAUACACACAUUUUUGAGAAAUAAUUUAUUUUUUAGCAUGUUCCCCUAUUUACCUGGGGUCAAACAUUAGUAUUAUUAUUAUAUCCUUCACAGGAGGUACUGUUUUGUAAUUUAUGCUAAUGUAAAUUCUGCAGUUGGACAAUAUUGAUAGUUUUAGUAUAGUUCUGUUUAUUGUUAGUAUAUAUAUUUUUUACAAAGAGUGACAUUGUUUCCUGCUUCAUUGAGAGGCUUGUUGACAGUUUUGUGGGUUGUUCCUGGCCAGUAUCAGCUUGUAGUAGAGUCCUCCUUUCUUGUUAGUAGUUUGGACUGAUUGGCAAUGUUUUCCGUGAUAGAUGCUUUGAUGACUGCAGAGCUUUGUUCUGGGCUGGAGAGUGGGAAAAAGUUUCAUUGUGUGAUCUAGUGAUCUGGGCUGAGAACAAGUUUGCACAGUUAGGAAGAGCCCCUGCCUGUUGAUUGACCCACACUAGUUCAGAGCUGUCGCCCACAAUGACAUUUGUGGACGGGUGCCCAGCUUACAUUGUGUAUUGUUCCUAUGUUGUGUUUAUUUUCAGAAUUAUACCAGUCACAGUUUUAUACUCAUUUUAUAGGGUCUUUAUUAUUGAGACUUACAAAAAAGGCUUUUGUGCCGAUGUACCAGUGGGGGAGAAAAUUAGAGAAUAUAUUGACCUGGUGAGUACUUACUUCCUCCCAGGUAUUUAUAAUUAAAAUUGUUUAUUAAUUAUAAAUUGAGAUUAUUUUCCAUUUCUAUAUUAAAGACACAAGGUUCCUGAAGAACAUCAGGGAUUUUAUUUGUAAUUUUUAUUGUUGUACAUAGCAUUAAAAAUAGAGGGUUUAUCAAUGAAAGUACAGACUUUAGUGACAUUUUUUUCUCUGUUUCCUUAAGGUUUCUUGAUCAGUAAUGUGUUUUUCCACCUGGAAAAGGAUUACUGGGCCAAGGAAAUGUGAAGGUCCUCAAUGCUUUCAACGUGAAUGAGUGCACAGUUAGAGAAGCUUUGCUGACUAAAUUUCAACAACAAACUGAUCACUUUCUUAGUAAUUCUAAACUGUCUUUUGGAUCUUUAUUGAUAUUAGUAUUUAGUUUGGUUCUCCAUCCUAUAAAUUCAAAUUAGUUGAAUUGCUGCCCCAGCUCUUGGUGCUGUAAUGUCAGAUCGGCCUCUCUCCACAUAAUUGUCUGAAUUGAACAAUCAAUAGACACUUGUUUGACGGCCAGAGGGUGGUACGGUAUCAUUUCAAAGGAAUGUGGUCUGCUUAACCUCCUGAAUUCGCUUGCAAGGUUUUAAAGAUAUAUUUCAAUAGAGGGGUAUAAACUUUCAACAUUAAUUCAGGAACAGAGUGUCAGUGAUGGUAUAUUUCAGUGCGCAGGGUGGUGUCCACAUUUACAAUUGUUAUUUCACUUAAACAGUUUUGUCAAGCAGAUGAAGACACGACCUCACAAAUGUUAAAUGGUUUUCUUCUGACCUGAUCUCUUGUCUAGAAGCAUGUUUUGUGAACAUGUAAGGUAAUCAGGCUGGCUGCGCAUAGCUACCCCUUCCCAUUGCCCUUUCAGCAAUUGGCUUUCUGUCGUGUUCAGCCAACUGCCAGUACAUAAAGUCGUCUGAAAAUAGUCUAUGCAGUUUCCGCAUUAACAUGAGGAAUCGUAUGGUGGGAGGUGGCAGGUAUCCUAUCUGCUUCUGAAUUAGUCUGUUCUAAUUCAUUUCUUUCCAUAUAAAGAGGCCUUGACAAGAUUCAGGUUUUCCUAGCAACAGUGGGGAGAUAAAUUUGAAUGUGAUACGUAGCUGAAGUUCAAACAUUUUCAUAACUUGCGGUACAACUAAUGAAAUAAACUUCCUAGUGCCUGUAAAUAUUACAUAUAUUUGUGCACUGAUUUUUCAGCUUGUACUGGGACAUGUUGGUGUCUUAUUUUUGAUGUAGACUAGUAAUUUGAAAUAGUUGGGAGUGGCACCGUAUACCUGUUUCUACUAUACUAGUUUUGUAGCAUGCAAACAGCCACAUUAUUUUGGAACUAUGACAAAUAAAAUGCUCAACUGAAAAUGAGCAUUCAAAUAUUACAUAUAGAAACGAAAACUGCCUUGCUGUACAAUACUAGUUGCAUCAGGAAAGGCACAAGAAACAUUAACAGGCUCCAGAAACUUUAUUUCACUAAAAUUUGAAAUUUGCAUGAUCGUGAAAAUAGCUUAUAAAACGUGUCCAUCAUUCAUACUUACCUCUCCUCUGUUGCUCCUUGGUGCUGUGAUUCUGAGUAGUUGCUUUUUAUCAAAUUCUGAUUGUCCAGACCUUUUGCUUAGGAAUUUCGUAUUUCAGCUAGUUUUCUUCAUUUUUGUUGGUGCGUUUUUCAGUAAGGUGACAGUUCCUUCCACCAUGGGUUUUUCUUGGAGAAUUGCAGCUCAUUUCCAGACCCCCCC